GAAAUUGAUUCUCAUUCUAAACUUCUUUUAACUUCGGCUGGUUUUCUCUUUGUAAUCUUUAAGAAAAAAAAUGGUGAACUUGGUCUUGAUGAUCACCGCUGAACUUGAUAAUCUAACUGAUCUUCAACCUCAAGGCGGUUGUGAUGACGCCAACUUUCCCUUUUACAUCAAGAUUAAAUGUGGGAAUUGUGGAGAAGUAAGCCCAAAAGAAACAUGUUUAGUAUUGUCUGAUACAGUAUCUAUUCCUAAGAGUAGAGGAACUACUAAUCUUGUCCAAAAGUGUAAAUUCUGUGGGAGAGAAGGAAAUAUCACAAUGAUACCAGGAAAAGGUCGUCCGUUGACACUUGAAGCUGGUGAAACGGAGGAAUAUGUGCCGUUGAUGUUGUUUGACUGCAGGGGAAUUGAACCAGUUGAAUUUGCUUUUGGAGAUGGGUGGAAAGUCCAGUCAACGGAUGGAACCAAGUACGAAGGUAUUGACUUGUCGAGCGGGGAGUUUUCAGAAUAUUGCGAAAAGGGGCAAGCCCCAGUUAUGAUUUCUAACCUCAAGUCCAAGUUUGAAAUCCUCAAGUAAUUCAGAAUAUUGCCAGAAGGGGCAAGUCCCAGUUAUGAUUUCUAACCUCUAGUCCAAAUUUGAAAUCCUCAAGUAAAAUGAAGAAGUAAUAUGAUAUGGGAUUUAAUAAAAACUAUUAUAAUGUGUAUUAUUAGUUACGUUUAAGGUGUAUCAAUUUCAUCGCAAACUGAGAUUUGGACUUAUCUUAUUUGAGUAUUGUAAUUUGUAUUAAUACAGGAAAAGAUUAGGCAAUUGGAUGAUAUAAGAUUCCACAAGAAAACAAUCAUCUAAAUUUGAGUUAGCC
This is a messenger RNA of Papaver somniferum (opium poppy), 854 nucleotides long. Its product is annotated as UPF0587 protein C1orf123-like. Gene Ontology annotation, molecular function: zinc ion binding. The coding region runs from base 71 to 571 and encodes 166 amino acids. The record is from RefSeq and is a predicted model, not a curated record. The transcript is spliced from 4 exons. Lineage: Eukaryota; Viridiplantae; Streptophyta; Magnoliopsida; Ranunculales; Papaveraceae.